Messenger RNA from Halichondria panicea, 3293 nucleotides. Its product is annotated as E3 ubiquitin-protein ligase TRIM71-like. Gene Ontology annotation, molecular function: zinc ion binding; protein binding; ubiquitin protein ligase activity. The record is from RefSeq and is a predicted model, not a curated record. The transcript is spliced from 2 exons. The coding region runs from base 816 to 3020 and encodes 734 amino acids. Lineage: Eukaryota; Metazoa; Porifera; Demospongiae; Suberitida; Halichondriidae.
GGCUACUAUUUGAGAGCAGCUACUCAUUUUGCUAGCAAGGGAGGCUACUAUUUGAGUGCGGCCUUUAUACAAGAGGGGCCUCUGAUCGAGCAUAUACGGUAUGUGUGUUGAUUUUUGUAAUAAAAUUAUUAUGAUUGCAAUACAUUGAUUUUGUUAAUUAAUCUAUGGUGUGAAUCAAUCUCAAACGUGUAUAUUUAGAUGGACCGUACCAAAACCGCAUGGACCCAAAAAUGCGAACAGUGCAGAAAGUGAUCCACAGAGAAUCAGAGAUUGUGCCCACAAUUAAAGGAAAUUAUGACCUCAGCAAAUUUAUUACCGUAUAGCGGGUAAUUUUCGUGGGGUAAAAUAUUCGUUAUUUUCGUGACCUCCACGAAAUUUUAUCGUAGGCGUGGCUUAUCUGAACGUAGGAAUGCCGUGCAGCCACGAGACUAAACGAAAUUUUUACUCACGAAAACUACCGUUUCUCGAGUUGAACGAAUUUUUUACCCCACGAAACUUACCCGCUAUACGGUAUAACAGACAACAAUAGAGAGUGGGUGUACUACUUGAUCAAUAGUAAUGAUUAUAUAGUGUUCCAUAUAUUCAUACAAAUGUACAAUAAUACUUGUGUCUAUAAUUAUGUAUUGUAUGUAUUGUAAGUAGGACAAGUAUUAUUGUACGUUUGUAUGGACCAUUAAUCAUUACUAUUGAUCAAUGCUAUUGUUGUGCAUGCAUCACCUGACCUGUCACUGUGAGAGCUGUGAGUCUAUAGCUGCUUUUGCCAAGUUUUGAGCUUUUCUUUCUACUACUAAACACUUUUCUAAAGUUUUGUGUCAAUGGCUGAGAGGCCGAGUGCUGCUCAAGAAGCUCUCUCCAAAGUGGAGGACCAGCUGUCAUGCCUAGUCUGUCUGGAGCCCUACACCAACCCUCGACUGCUUUCCUGUUUCCAUGUCUACUGUCAACAUUGUCUCGAGGAUAUAGUUGCCCACAAUCGACAAGGCCAGCUGGAAUGCCCCAAGUGUCGCCGGCCCACCCCCCUACCCCCCACUGGUGUGAGUGGCCUCCAGGCUGCUUUCAAUGUACACCAUCUCUUUGACAUCCAGGAAACACUGAAGAAGGUUAAAGAGCCUCAGAAAUUGGCUUGUGAGAAGUGUUCUGUUACCAAUCGUAAAGCUACCAGCUUUUGCCGACAAUGCACAAAGUUCAUCUGCGAGAAGUGUACCGAUAUGCACAAAGAAUGGGACGAGCUCAAGAAUCACGAAAUUGUUAGUAUCCAAAAAGUUGAGGGGGAUUUGAUUCGCUUGGUCUCCCCAAAGAAGAUGUCCCCUCGCUGCCCCAAACACGACGAAAAUAUGAAACUUUAUUGCGAACCUUGUGGGGAGUUGAUCUGUAUCCAUUGCACUGUCCAAAUUCACAAAGACCACAAGUACUAUGUGAUUGCCGACACCUUUGAAAGCCACAAGAAAGAGAUCCUAGACUCCCUGGGACCCGUUGAGAAACAGCUAGAGGCCACCGACACAGCUCUGGUCAAUCUGGAUGAACGACACGCUGAAGUUGUUGAACACGGAGGAAAACUUGCGACCAAUAUCCACUCGAAAUUUGAUGAAAUCCAUCAAGCUCUGUAUGCUCGUGAGGGGGAGCUUAUGGCUGAGUUGGAAGGCCACACCCAACAACAGCUCAAGAGCCUGUCUGCUCAGCGAGAGGAGGUGGAGAUCCUCCAAACCCAACGUAGCAGCUGCCUGCAUUUCGUGAGGGAGAGCAUUCGUACCGGGUCUCCAGGAGACGUGCUCAAGAUGAAGCAAGGUGUGGUGAAGCAAGUGAGAGAGCUGGUGGACACCUUUGACCCCAACACCCUAGAGCCUCGUGAGACAACCAAUACCUGUUUUGUGCCUUCUGCUCAGCUAGUCAAAGAUUGCAAAGAAUUUGGUGCCUUGUGUUUUGUUAAUAUUCCUCAAAAAGCAAUCGCUGGACAAAAAAUAAAUGCACAUUGUCGAUUCCUCUCCGCCAAAAAUUCAGCACCGCCAGAAGCCGAACUCGUCUCUAAAAUAACUAAUAAAGCUGAAAAAUGUGUUGUGAAGGAACGAGGGAAGGGAGAGUACGAGAUCUCCUACCAGCCGACACUGGGCGGGGCCAGCGAGCUGAUUGUGAGAGUGGGUGGAGAGGAGGUGGUAGGAAGUCUAUUCCCUGUGGCAGUCAAGACUCCGAUCGAUAAACUAGGAACUGUUAUCAAGACUAUCAAUGAUCUCAAGAAAACUCGUGGAGUGGCACUCAACCAAGCUGGGGAGAUAAUUGUGGCUGAAUGGAAUGCUGAUAUUGUCUCGAUAUUUAGCCCCACAGGAGAUGAGCUGCGAACAUUAGACACUCGAGGCACAGCUGUUGGGGAGAUGAAGGAACCUCGUGGUGUGGCAGUGGACGGUGAUGACAAUAUUCUCGUGGUGGAUAAUGGUAAUCAUCGACUGUUGAAGUUCUCACGUGGAGGAGACGUGAUAGCAGCAGUUGGUAGUCAUAGCGAUGGUCUUGGACAGUUUAACGAUCCGAUUGGUGUGUGUGUCAACAGUGUCAAUGGGAAGGUGUAUGUGGUUGAUUAUGGUGCUUACUGUGUUCACAUCUUCAACUCUGACCUCACCUUCUCCAGCAAGUUCGGCAGUAAAGGCAGUGGUAAUGGACAGUUUAAUGAUCCUCGGGACGUUGCAUCCGAUCGUAGUGGUUGUGUGUAUGUGGCUGAUUUUAUUAAUCAUCAAGUGCAAGUCUUCACAGCCAAUGGUGGCUAUCUGAGGCAGUUUGGGAAGAAAGGCAGUGGAAAUGAAGAGCUUAACUAUCCUGUCAGCAUCUGUGUGGACAGUGAUGAUUUGGUGUAUGUGGGGGAGUAUGGGAACGAUUGUGUUUCAGUGUUCACGUGUGAGGGAGUGUUUCUCAAGUCGUUUGGAUCGUUUGGAUCUCGACCAGGACAGUUCAAUGGACCUUAUGGCAUAGCAGUAGACCAGUGUGGUGUGGUGUAUGUGUCUGAUCAUGGCAACACUAGAGUGCAAAUAUUUUCCUAGUUGUUAUUGUAACAUAUAUACUAUUAAUUUUGCUUAUAAAUAAAUUAUUGAAAUUGAAUUCUUUGCCCAUGCUGCAUGUCCCUGUGUACGUGUGUACUGAGUCUCUCCUGUCUCACCCCACCCUCCCUCCGCUGUAGGGUCUCCAUGGGGACAUGGUGCUGGUGGCGGGCGUCAACACUGGUACGAUCAGGGUCAAGGUUCGUCUGAGGGAGAGGGUGUGGCAGGAGGUGUAGCCUGAUAUCAUUAAGCUACUCUAAUACAGUCAUUGAGAAC